GACUAGGAGCUAAAGCCUAAUUUUCGGAGUUAAUAGAAAAAUAAAGAGCUAAAUCUAGUUGCAAAAGCCACAAAAUUGUCCUUUUUUUAUUGCGGCGACUGUGCUUGCACAAAUUACUUAAAUUCCACUGCGUUUUAGGACUACUCUCCAAUAGAAUGUACCUAACGGCCGCUAGAUAGCGCAGCGGGCAAUCAGCUGUGAACGACGUGUCAAAUGAUUGUUUUCUUUUCACAAAACAUUUGGUGAUAAUUGAUAAUUUCAGUAUUAUUAUUGAGAUAAAUACAUGAAUAAAGGCGAAAUGGAUGCCGCCAACUUACUUAAUCUCGAUGUAGACACGUUAUUUGAACAGCACAGCGUCCCGGAAAUCGAUGUCGUUCACAAGAAAAUCCAGUCGGUAGUAGAAAACAAACGCGAGGAGCUGCGCCUAAUGGUUGGUGAACGUUACCGCGAUUUGCUACAGGCUGCGGAUACCAUUGUAGCUAUGAAAGAUUCCUCGGCGAAACUCAUCGAACAGGUUGAGUCCAUUACGAAAAAUUGCCGCAAGCUAAAUGAACAACAGUUGUUGGGUUUUAAAACUAGUGAAUCGGAAGAUUUACUACGAAAUCGAAAUGCAAAUAAACAAUUAAAUCAUUACUUCAGUACAAUGGUGCAGAUUAAGCUUCUGACUGCUUUGCCGGAAUUAAUUUGGACGAACAUUGACGAAGAGCGUUUCUAUACUGCUAGCGAAUUGUUCAUAUUUAGCAGGCAUAUAAGCACAGGACUGCAGUUGGAUGCAAAUAACGCACUGAUACAACAUCUUCCUGUGGCCAAAAAACAAUGGGAAAUAUUAAAACCCUUCAAUGUGACCAUAAAACAACAUGCUUUGGCUGCAUUAGAGCGUGAAGAUCUAAGCGUCGAUGUGGCAGUAGAUUGUUUACUCAGCUUAUUGUCGCUAGAUAAGAAUACAAUAAACAGUGUUUUCAAAACGUUUCUAAGUCUUCGUUGUACCGCGUUUGUAAGUUGCCUCAGCGAAGAUAAUCCUGGUGCUAAUGAACAGCGUAGGCGUGUAAAAGACCGAAUUUUAGCAAGCCUGCGGAUACUAAAUGGCACGGUGGAUCUUAUGUCGAAAUGCUUCAUAGACGACGGUUUGUUGUUGCAAAAACUGGCUGAACUCAGCGACGCUAACGCACCACCCACAUUAAAUUUAAUGCAUCGUACCGAUGCACAGUUUUCGUAUUUAUUACCGGAAAUCAUUUCAAAUUUUCGCCCAAAAAUCGGAACGCAAUCUCUAGACGUAAUACAGAUCCGUUCCACACUUGAGCAAUGGCUUUCAGAUACCCGCCAAAUUGCUGGCACUCAACUUAAGCAACUUUUUGAUUUCGUAUCAACAAUGAGCACCAUCAAAGAACUAAAAACAGAAGCCAAUGCUUACAGAAAACAUUUAAACUUCGAUCAACUAGUAAAAAAACUACAACUCUCACAUUCCCUGGAUUUUUUCGAAAUAAAUUACAUACCACUUAUUAACCAACGCAUCCAUGACAUUAUCCACGACAGCUGGCAGAAAGCUAUGCAAACAACAUUCGAUGCAAUAGAACAUGCAUUGCCAGAUGUUAGUGUGAACUCUUGGGAUAUUUGGUCUGAAAGUGUAAGUGACUUGCCGUGCAGCUUGGAGGUUGCCUUAAGUGAUGAUCUCAAAGUAAGGAAUUUGUUAAUGAAGACAAGAGGCUACGACGCUGCGACCAUUGCACUAUGCUCUGAAUUUGACCGACAACUCGAAGGCAUCGUCUCAGAGAUGAAUGUUUUGCUUGAAGAGCAAGCAACUCGUGCGGAAGACAAACUUGCACUAAUAGUAUUCCUGCGAGAGACAGCUGAAACGCAGUUAACACAUUUCCUUAGUCGGACAAAGAGCCUGCACCUAGCUUCGAUGCAGCGUUGCGAGCUUUUAUUUGUGGCCAGGUGCUGCAUCGCAUUGGUUGAACUCUGCCCCAACUUAAAAGUAUGCUUCUGCCAAAGAAGCGGCUGGCGGCAGUGGGUAGGUAAUGUUGCUGCGAAUAGCGUGGAACACUGGAGUCGAGUGUGUAUGUUACUGGAGGAGGAAACAUUUAUUUUUUGGCAACAACUAGUGGAAGGUAUACUGGAAGAGAACCACUGUAAAAAGAUGCUUACAAGUGUCAUCACUAACGACAAUAUUCUAGAAGAGUUCGCGAAUUGGGAAACCGUUAAACUAGAGCAAAAAGAUGAGCAGGAUGCUACCAUACAUUCGACUUUUCGCAUUCCCAACCAGCCACGUAUAUCACUACAAGCGUAUCUUUUUACAUUAGUGCGCGCGUUGAAUUUAAUCGUGCCACAAACCUUGCCCUCAAAAGUGCUACAUUACUGUAAUCAAAAGCUUCUAUCCCAAAUACUGGAACAAUAUCAAAGCAAUGCCAAGGACAAAGCGGUGAGCAGUCAAAGUAUCGCCUUACAACUGUAUUUCGAUUUGAAAUUUCUACAAUGUAUGUUUGGUAUCACGCGAGACGAUCGUUCAUUGAACGAACAAUUCGGUGCUUUACAAAGUACCUUCAAAGAUCUUAUUGACCCCUUCGAUUUUGAGUUAUUUACUGAACACAUUUCAACUAAUGUCAAGCGAUCUGUAGCUCGGUUAAAUUUUCAAUUUGGUGUUCUGACGCCACCGUUGUCAGCGCACAUGGCUCCUGCUGCGUCCAUGCUGUUGGGACAGGAGAAGGAUCCAAAUGUUUUGAGUUUAAGUUCAAACGGGUCAACAUCGUUGUGGUUCCCUCUGCUACCAAUUGUCACUCCGACACCUGCUGCCAAUCCAGAGCAAAGUAACGCAAUUUCGGUGGAUGCUGAAAAGAAUACGCCUACUCGUAAAGUAACUGCGUCAACAUCAUUAGCGAACACUGGAACAAAAGGGAAAGUUGAUUCCAAAACGAAAUCCGGUGCUGCCUCCUUCUUUGGCGCCAUGUCACAGGAUUGGUUUCGAUAGUAAGACGACCUUUAAGGUGGUUACGUUAAUUGGAAUGAAGUAUUCAUAAAUAGACCCGCAUAUAUUACAUAUGUAUGUAUUAUAGCAUACAGAUAUGUACACACAUUAGUACAUAAGUUUAGUCUGUAAGUACGCAGAUGGGAGAGAGCUACUCCAAUCAAUUAUAUGGGGAUUUUUCGUAUACAUACAUACAUAAUUAAUUACUUAUAAGGCAGCCGCAUGUUUUAGUUUGAGUGAGUUGUUAAGCUAAAUCUACUUUGUUAACGUUGCACACUUCACUGAAAAAUGUAUUGGAAAACUGGAAUAGAAAAUAAAUACCACAGCUGUUUACAA
Messenger RNA from Rhagoletis pomonella (apple maggot), 3298 nucleotides. RefSeq names its product conserved oligomeric Golgi complex subunit 1 (gene Cog1). Gene Ontology annotation, biological process: intra-Golgi vesicle-mediated transport. The coding region runs from base 284 to 2965 and encodes 893 amino acids. The record is from RefSeq and is a predicted model, not a curated record. Gene Ontology annotation, cellular component: Golgi apparatus; COG complex. Lineage: Eukaryota; Metazoa; Arthropoda; Insecta; Diptera; Tephritidae. The transcript has 5 exons.